Messenger RNA from Cryptosporidium muris RN66, 2526 nucleotides. Its product is annotated as phospholipase A-2-activating protein, putative. Bases 1 to 2526 code for a protein of 841 amino acids. The record is from RefSeq and is a predicted model, not a curated record. Lineage: Eukaryota; Apicomplexa; Conoidasida; Eucoccidiorida; Cryptosporidiidae. Gene Ontology annotation, molecular function: ubiquitin binding. Gene Ontology annotation, biological process: proteasome-mediated ubiquitin-dependent protein catabolic process; ubiquitin recycling. The transcript has a single exon. Gene Ontology annotation, cellular component: cytoplasm; nucleus.
AUGUUCGAAAAUAAUUUGGUUAAUGAAAUUUAUUACUUGUCAUCUGAAUUGCAUGGUCAUACAAAAUCUAUCCGAUGUAUUUGCAUAUUGAAAGAUGAUCGUAUAGUAACUGGUGGCCAAGACAACAAAAUUAUCAUUUGGAGAAAAAGGACUAUUACUGGAGAUGAUAACUUAAGUACUGAAUGGGUUGUAGAUAUGUCACUAAUGUAUCAUAAGAGAUAUACUUUAACUCUUGAAGCUUCAUCUAUUGGAGUUGGAAAUAGUGAAGAAGCCAUGUCAUUUUACUCUUCAGGUUUAGAUCAGAUCAUACAUAGGGUUUCAGCAGAUGAUGGCUCUAUAAUACUUACAUUUGAGGGUCACACAUCUGCAGUGUGCAGUCUAUCAGAAAUACCAUCUGCACAACUAUUGGUAUCAGGUAGUUGGGAUGGGACCGCAAGAGUAUGGAAUAUUUUGACCGGAAUAUGUAUAUUCGUGUUAAAUGGUCAUUCGCAUGCUGUGACUACAGCAGUGACACCCAUUUUAUUUGACAAUGUUGUUUAUAUAAUAACUGGAAGUCAAGAUAAGAAACUACGCGUAUGGAAUUCAAGCUCUGGUCAAUGCAUUUAUAAUUAUGACGAUGCUCAUGAUGACAUUAUACGUUCAAUAGAGCUGCUAGUUAAUUGCGAAAGUUAUGAAAAGUCAUGUUUCAGAGUCCUUUCUGCUUCAAAUGACACAAAAAUAAAGAUAUGGGAUAUCAACUUCUUUAGUUCGUUAUCUGUAGAACUCAAACACUUGGCAACUCUCUCAGCUCAUACAUCCUUUGUUUUUAGUGUAUGCACUUCUAAGAAACAUCCAAAUAGAUUUUUUACUGCUUCAGAUGACUGUACAAUAGUUAUUUGGGAUUAUAAUUCUCUUAAUAAGAUUUUACCAGUUCAGUCAAUUCCUAUGUCUGCUACUGUUUGGCAAGUAGUGGAAAUGCACAUGGAAGAUACCAUUUUAUCUGUAUCUGAAGAUUCGGUAUGUAGAAUGUGGACAACAGAUAUUAACAAAGCUCUGCCAUUAGAAAUACGUGAGAGGCAAAGGAAAGAAGCAAAUAACUUAAAAAUAGGAACUACUAGUCAACAGUUAGGUUUAAAUGAUAUUGAAUCACUAGGUGAUUUACCACAUGUAAAUAUGUUACAAGCUUAUAAAGGAAAGAGAUUAGGUGAAACAAAGCUGUUUAGAGAUGGAGAUUUAAUAGUUUCUUAUAUAUGGCAGGGAGAGAGUUGGGAGAAGAUUGGUGAAGUUAUAGGAGUUGACAAACAGAAUUAUUAUGAUGGUGAUUUUUAUUUCCCUAAAGGGAAUUAUGACUAUUUAUUUGAUGUAGAGCUACAUGGAAGUGGAAUUUUUAAGAAAUUACCUUAUAAUAAUGGUGACAAUAUAUUAGAGAUUGCUCAAAAGUUUUGUGCUAGGGAGAAAAUAAGUAUUACCCACUGUGAGGCAAUAUGUAAAUUUAUAAAGCAGAAUACAAAACAAAUGGAGAUAGUACAGAUAAGAGAUAACGAACAAAUUGGAGGUAAUUUAGACUCUAAUAUACAAAAAUAUACCCCAAUGUUGAAUUAUAUUGUAUUUAAAUCAGCAAAUAUAGAUGGCUUGGUAGAGAAACUACUACGUGAAGCUCCAAGAGCAGCUAUAAGAAAUAGCACACCAAUGGACUCUUCUACAGAAAUUGGACUUUAUGACGUUGAAGAAAAGUACUUAGAAGAAGCUUUGCGAAAAAUAAGGGAGGAUUUAAAAAAUAAUAAUUUUUCUUUUAAGAAUUCUUUUAGAGCAGUUGAAAUUGAUAUUAUCUAUAGAAAGAUGUCAUACUGGACUACAAACCCCGAAAUAUGUGUACCUGUUUUGGAUCUGUGGAGAAUUCUUGCUCUAUAUCCACAAAGUAGUGAUAUUCAUAAGAGGAGUGACAAAGGAUGGUGGUUAAUAGCCUGUGCCUUAAAGUUAAUUUCAUCAGUAGCCCAAAAUGUUAAUACAAAAGAGAUUUCUACUUAUCCAAGUUAUUAUGGUCCACUUAUACAGGUUUGUCUGAAAUACUUAUGUAAUACAUUUUUCAAUAAUACAAAUAGGCAAGUAUUACUCCAACAUUGCGAGGAUGUUCUUUCAUCUAUCAGCUAUUCAGUCGAUCUCAUUAUUAAGAAGUCCUUUCACAUUUCUAGAAACCAGUCAAUCAACUUCAAUGUCAUAAGCUCACUUUUAAGUUUAUUACUAAAUUAUUCUAUUGGAUUUUUUGAGUAUAAUAACUCAAAAGGUAAAGAAUUUUGCAUCAAGAUUAUCUUAAAGCUAAUACCACUAUAUUUAGAGGAGACAUCAGAAUAUACGCGAGUACCUAAUGAAUUAUUGACUACUACAUUGAUUACUAUUGGAAAUAUUUGUAGUGAUUCAUCCCCAAAUGCUAUAUGUAAAAAGAUGUUAGUAGAAAAUGGGUUUCUAGUUAAAUUACUGGGUCAAUCAGAUAUGAAGGGCCAACCUUUAGCGUUAGUAAAGAUGGUAAGCAGAUUAUUAGAACUAUAG